AUGUCUGCUUCCAACCACCCCGAAGAUGAGAUGGACGACAACCUCCUCGACGCCGAGGAGGUGGGCGAGGAGGUGGCCAACGAAGACGAUCUCGCCAUGGACUCCGACAACGAGGAGCUCAUCCUACACAACGACUCCAUUGCCUUCUUCGACCUGGCCCAGGACUCGCUCUUCACCAUUGCGCAGCACCCUGUCCACCCUUCUCUGAUCGCUGUCGGCGGUUCUGCUGGCGAGGCCGAAGAUGCCCCUGGCGCCGGCUGGCUAUUCGACUCCUCGGCCGCUCAAUCACGGCCCGUCCUUCCUGCGAGCUAUGCCAGCGAUCCCUCUGCCCAGCAGCCCCAGACGACUCAGCUCGAGAGCCUGUAUUCUCUACAGGGUCACACAGACUCCAUCAACACCUUGGCCUGGACGCUUCCUCAGGGCGAAGUCCUGGUCAGUGGCGGCCUGGACGGCAGAAUAAAGGCUUGGAAGACCGACGUUCAGCCAUCCGCGGGCCUCAAGGUCACUCUGCUCGGAGAGGCGCAAGAGGUUGAGGAGAUCAACUGGAUUGCGCCCUGCCCUUCGCCUUCAAAUCCCAACGCCAUCGCCCUGGGCGCCAACGACGGCUCCGUAUGGGUCUACACAAUUGAUCCCUCCGAUUCAUCCAACCCUCUUCAGAUUGUUCAGUCCUAUUUCCUGCACACAGCCUCUUGCACGGCCGGAGCGUGGACUGCUGAUGGCCAGUUCCUGGCUACUGUUUCCGAAGACAGCAGCUUAUACGUCUGGGAUGUAUGGGGGCAAGCCGCCGCCCAGGGUCUUGCCAACGACAAUGGCAUGACGGUAGUAUCACUAACCGGCGAGGAUCAGCGUUUCGAGGUUGAGGGCGGCUUGUACUCCAUCGCCAUCGACCCCAAGGGCAACUUCGUCGCAACUGGUGGUGCUGGUGGUGCCAUCAGGAUUGUUUCUCUCCCCCGUCUUACAAGAACGGCUCCGGCCAGAUCACAAGGCCGGGGCGGCAAAUCUGCCGCUGACCCCAGCACUGGUGGACAAAUUCUAGCCGCGCUACACGCCCAGUCCGACAGCGUUGAGUCGCUUGCUAUAUCAGUUGCUUCAACGAACCCACCUACUAUCCUGCUUGCUGCUGGCUCUGUUGAUGGAUCAAUCACCGUCUUUGACGCCACACGUCGUUUUGCCAUCAGAAAGAACCUCGUCGGAGCGCAUGAAGAGCACUCUGUUGUCAAGCUCGAGUUUGUGCCCAACUCAUGGCUGCUCACAAGCUGUGGCAUGGAUGGCGUGGUGCGAAGAUGGGACCUGCGCGUCAGUGGAACAACAGGCAGUGCUGAAGGAGGUGCUACGGGCUUGUUGAAGGAGUGGAGAGGCCACAGGGGUGAUGGUGAGGGAGGUGGCGUCUUGGGAUUCGUCCAGGGACAGACUGGCGAAAGAGUGGUGACUGCUGGCGAUGAUGGUGUUUCAUUGGUUUUCGAGGCAUAA
Molecule: messenger RNA, 1470 nt
Organism: Trichoderma gamsii
Lineage: Eukaryota; Fungi; Ascomycota; Sordariomycetes; Hypocreales; Hypocreaceae
Exons: 1
Coding region: 1-1470 (489 amino acids)
Molecular function (GO): protein binding
Source: RefSeq, a predicted model, not a curated record